Molecule: messenger RNA, 279 nt
Organism: Aspergillus welwitschiae
Lineage: Eukaryota; Fungi; Ascomycota; Eurotiomycetes; Eurotiales; Aspergillaceae
Exons: 1
Coding region: 60-221 (53 amino acids)
Source: RefSeq, a predicted model, not a curated record
AUGCAAUCCUCCGUGUGCCGGUGCUACGGCUGAAGGGCCUGGAACCCGUUCCAGUGGCAAUGAUGAGGGCGUUACUGCUAGUAGCUAAGGCUGAUCAGGUGUACGAGUUGCUUGAGCCUUACUGGCGGCGGUGGUUGACACUGGGACGGCCUUCAAUAUUAUUCUGCAUAAGGGCACUAUGCGAAUGCGGAAGGCAGAGAGAUAGGACUUCGUGCCAGUGAGUGAGCUAGCCUGGUCCGGCCAGAACCGAGUGGCAAAGGAUCACUUCAUGAAGACAAG